AGAGCGGAGCUGUCAAUCAGCUGCUGCAGUAGUGUUCAGAGAGACCGGUCCUGAGGCAAACGCUUGGAAGAUGGCUUCAGCUACAGAUCCACGCUUUGGACAGAAAGAGUCUGCAGAUCAGAACUUUGAUUAUAUGUUCAAGAUCCUGAUCAUUGGGAACAGCAGUGUCGGUAAAACGUCAUUCCUGUUUCGGUAUGCCGAUGAUUCCUUCACUCCAGCGUUCGUCAGCACUGUUGGGAUUGACUUCAAAGUGAAGACUAUUUACAGGAAUGAAAAGAGGAUUAAGCUGCAGAUCUGGGACACGGCUGGUCAGGAACGAUACAGGACCAUCACCACAGCUUAUUACCGUGGUGCAAUGGGCUUUAUCUUGAUGUAUGACAUAACUAACGAAGAAUCCUUCAAUGCUGUCCAGGACUGGUCAACCCAAAUUAAGACCUACUCAUGGGACAAUGCUCAGGUCUUACUGGUUGGAAACAAGUGCGAUAUGGAGGAUGAGCGGGUAGUUUUAGCCGAGGGAGGGAAGCAGUUGGCCGAUCACCUGGGGUUUGAGUUCUUUGAAGCCAGUGCCAAGGACAACAUCAACGUCAAGCAAACAUUUGAGCGCCUGGUGGACAUCAUCUGUGAAAAGAUGUCCGAGAGCUUAGACACAGCAGACCCCGCAGUGACUGGGACCAAGCAGGGGACACAGCUGAAUGAGCAUCCAGCACCCCCUCACCAGGACUGCGGCUGUUAA
Messenger RNA from Rhincodon typus (whale shark), 733 nucleotides. RefSeq names its product RAB3A, member RAS oncogene family, b (gene rab3ab). Gene Ontology annotation, biological process: regulation of synaptic vesicle fusion to presynaptic active zone membrane; maintenance of presynaptic active zone structure; protein secretion. The transcript has 5 exons. Gene Ontology annotation, cellular component: synaptic vesicle; axon; plasma membrane. The coding region runs from base 71 to 733 and encodes 220 amino acids. Gene Ontology annotation, molecular function: GTPase activity; GTP binding. Lineage: Eukaryota; Metazoa; Chordata; Chondrichthyes; Orectolobiformes; Rhincodontidae. The record is from RefSeq and is a predicted model, not a curated record.